GUUCUUAUCAUAGCUCAAUGGGUCCAAGUUGAGUUUGGAAGUUUUGAAGUAAAAGGGAAACGAAACUGAGAAGACAACAUUCCGGUGUAGGGAGACUGAACAGCAUUCACCCUCUUUGUCGAGUUACAUUGGACAUGCCAUGGGGACGAGGCAACACUGUUCAGUAACGAUAUCAACCAAACCAGGAAAUGUCCAAACACAGGGAGAGCGUCAUGUCACGAUCAGAGUUAACAAGGGAGCACUUGGGCCAGUACAUCUCAAACACCCUCAGCCACAUUCACACAGUGAGGGAGUUCUGUGACAGACAUUCCAAAUGGGCCCUUCAGAGGGAGACAGAACUGGAAAUGAUGAGGGACAUCAAGCAGAGGGCAGACAGAAUUGACCUUAAGUUCGACCAUGUCCGUAACUCAGAGACCAAGGCCAAGGCGUUUGGGGAGUUCGUAUGGAGCGGUCUGACCCAGGGGACUGCAGACAGUAGGCGUGAGGAGCUGGAGAAGGAGCUGGGGGCUGUACUAAAGGACACUCUGGGAGGCCUGGAGAAGCUGGAUUACUUCCUGCAUGCUGUGGAGUGUCUGGCGGUCACCUGUCUGUUGGUGUUUGAGGAGAACAGGUUCCUCUGUCUGCCUCAGGGGACGAGCCCUGCCAGUGUUCAGGCUGUCGUCACUACUGUCAGAAUAUCCUGCCCUCUCCUCAUCCACUUUAAGAGGGAUGCUAAGUCCUUCUUUAUGCCCAGCCUCCUCAAUGUAGAGGUGCUGGCCCUCCAGCUGGACAGAUACAUACAAAUCAGCCAGCAGCUCUGUAAAAUAAUGGAGAAGGGUAGCUCCAGUCAAAUGCUGUUUUGGAAAAAUAAGAAUGACAGUUUGGUCAACCUUGGUGCUGAUGUGAGUGAAGAGUCCAUACAAAAGAUGAUGGACCAUUUGAAUCAGCUGAAUGAUAUCAGGAUGGACCAGCACCUCAGACUAACAUUCCUGUUCCAAGAGGCUGCUCAGCGCUUCAUUGGCCGGUUCAGCCAGCGCCGACCCAGGAUGGAGCAGUUUCUGACCGAUCUGGAGGAAAAUGCUGUGCAGCUGGACAGGAUGAAGCUGGGGGCUAAGAUCUCCAGUGUGGCAGGCAGCUCAGUGGGGGUGGCUGGAGGGAUCCUAUCCAUAGUGGGCUUAGCUCUGACCCCUGUCACUGCUGGGGUGUCACUGGCUCUCACCAUUGCAGGGGUCAGCCUGGGGGUCACCAGUGGGGUCAACAGUUUAGCCACUGGUAUCACAGAGAUGAAGGUCAAUAGCAUCCAUGAGAAGAAAGCCAGAGAAGUCUUCCAGAAUUUCAUGGAGGACGUGGAGAGUCUCCAGGAGUCUCUGGAGGAUGUGACCAGGAAUAUAGAGCCCAUCUUGGGGCAGAGCAGGGUGGACGGCGUGCUGGGGGCAGGGAAGGUGAUUGCCACAGCCGGGGCCAUUGGAAAAGGCAUCGACUCCAUAGUGGACUGUGCCUCGGCUCUGAGUGUUAAGGCCCUUGCAAAGGAAGAUCUGAUUGCAAGCGCUGGUAAGUUGGCGCUCCAGGAAGGCAAAGCAGCACGAAACCUGCCCAAGCUAGCAGGGGACAUCCCAGACAUUGGACAGGUGGCCAAAGGCACCCCACUAGCCCUCUCCAGCUCGGCACGGGCUGGUUUUAUCACUCUCAACGCCCUCUUCAUUGGCCUGGAUGUUUUCUUCAUCUGUAAAGACAGUGUGUGCUUGGCCAAAGGCAGCAAGAGUGAGUUCUCCCAGCUCAUUCGUGCCAGAGCGGCCUUGUGGCGCACAGAGCUAGACUCCUGGCAGAGGAUCUACGACUCGCUGUGUAGAGGAAUUUGGAAGUUCAGGAAGUGCCAGAGAAUUUUGGCUCAGUCUUUUUACCCUCCUGGAGGAGAAUAUUUGUAUCAAUAAUAAUAGUCCUUGUUUCUGGUGUUCUGAAAUACCUUUGUAAAACAAUUAUUUAAUAAAUCCUUUUUUAAUUGGU
Molecule: messenger RNA, 1983 nt
Organism: Salvelinus namaycush (lake trout)
Lineage: Eukaryota; Metazoa; Chordata; Actinopteri; Salmoniformes; Salmonidae
Product: apolipoprotein L1-like
Exons: 5
Coding region: 189-1910 (573 amino acids)
Biological process (GO): lipoprotein metabolic process; lipid transport
Cellular component (GO): extracellular region; membrane
Molecular function (GO): lipid binding
Source: RefSeq, a predicted model, not a curated record